Molecule: messenger RNA, 758 nt
Organism: Panicum virgatum (switchgrass)
Lineage: Eukaryota; Viridiplantae; Streptophyta; Magnoliopsida; Poales; Poaceae
Exons: 1
Coding region: 166-435 (89 amino acids)
Source: RefSeq, a predicted model, not a curated record
ACAAAUCAGGUAUAGAAAACCCCACCCCUUUAUCGCCUUCCCCCACCCAAUUAGCAGCUUCCUUCAUCACCCACCUUCCCCUCGCCACUCUUUAUCACUCAAUCACACGAGCGAAAUCCAAGAAACCAGAGGAGAGGUGGUUCCGCGAGCUCCGAUCGAUCGUCCAUGGAGAAGUGCAGGUCGGUGCCGCACGAGCACUCGUCGGCGUACUACGGCUGCGGCGGCGGGUACGACUACGAGGACGUCGGCGGCGGGCAGGGCAAGUCGUACAGCUUCAACGGGCCGAGCGCCCGCGACGACCCGGAGGCGAAGCGCCGGCGGCGGGUGGCGGCGUACAACGUCUUCGCCACGCAGGGCCGGAUCAAGACCACCGUCCGCAGCAGCGUCAAGUGGCUCAAGUCCAAGUUCUCCGACAUCCGCUACGGUGGCCUCUGAAUUCUGAAACCUCCCCUCCUGCUGCAAAUCACUAGUAACCCUACACCGUAUACCAUGAUGAACUGAUGAUCAUACGCAUCUGCACGCGGAAGCUGUAUGUUGGAAUAGUUGCUGCAUAUAUGGAGGUACUGUGUACAUGCUAUGUUUGUAUAGGCAUGUGUGCAUGUAUGAAAAGAACUGUGUAUGUGUGCCUGCUUUUCUAGAUCGGUCUGCUCUGUGUUCUCGGUCUGCAAAGAAAUGGUGGUUGUACUCUGCUUGAAUGUUAAACCUGGAGAUAAAGUUGUAUCAUGCUCUUGUCUUAAUUUGGUUUCCUAUUCCCUUUC